Molecule: messenger RNA, 3389 nt
Organism: Wasmannia auropunctata (little fire ant)
Lineage: Eukaryota; Metazoa; Arthropoda; Insecta; Hymenoptera; Formicidae
Product: serpin B4-like
Exons: 6
Coding region: 533-2689 (718 amino acids)
Molecular function (GO): serine-type endopeptidase inhibitor activity
Source: RefSeq, a predicted model, not a curated record
CGGUUCCUGCAGGCAGGUGCGCUGGAAGAAGAGAGACACCGUGCAAACCAUCAUGCUUUGGCGUAAAGCGCAAACGGUGAGUCAAUGUCAGCGUCUGCGCUCAGUUAUGCGUGAUGUACAUGCCAACUCUUCCCGCUGACGUCUCACCGCGCUCGUCGUCGGUCCGGGUGCAGAUAAAAGAGAUCGGCGAACCUGUACAUCGUCAGUAUCCGCGUGUUCCCCGCGGCGAGUGGGACGAUACGUCUGACGGCUGAAGAGCUGCGCUUCCGAAGAACCAGCUUCCGAACGAGACACGAGAUUGAAUUGCGUCUGCACGUGGUGCACGGCACAUUCGCUUUCGUCAAGGAGAUACGUCGGAGUAAUCGCGCGGUUCUACAAGGCGAUUAAGUGAGACUGAACUUGACCUAUAUCCAGGGUACGCCGAAGCGUCGAAGUGGCAAAUCGAUCGAGACGAUCGCAGACUGAGUUUCGAGGACUACACGAGUACCUUCUCGUCGUGCUUUCUCUCACAGACACUCGAAAAGUCGAAAGGAUGACGCGAUUAUGGCUGUUGUUUGGUAUUUUGGCGUUGACUGGUGGCCAGAUCAUUUAUCCGGAUCAAUACGAAAUGAUGACGAUAAACAACGGUCGAGCCUCGCUACCUGCUGAUUUUCAAUCGUUACCAACGACCAGCAGUAAUCAGCCACCUGUCCAAAUCGAUCAACAAUUCGGCGUUGCUGCGAAGCCGGCAGAAGGGCAAUUUUAUCCUGCGUCCACUCGCGUACCGUUGUAUCCAUCAGUGAAUCCGAUAGCCAACCAGCAAUCCAUGCAAGACACUUGGAGCAAUCAUGUGAACAAUAUUAUAUCCAGGGGAAUCACAAAGUUUGCUCUGGAUUUGGAUAGAGCGAUUCACAAAACCUCGGUGACUAAUCGUCGCGAGAACGUGGUCUUUUCUCCGAUCAGCGUGUCCAUCGCCUUGUCGUUAGUCCUGUUGGGUUCCGCCGGCAAGACCUUCGACGAGGUUUCUCGGAUACUCGGCUUAGAGACUGGCGUAGAUAUAUCUCAACAUUCGGAAAUCGUUCACCAGAUGUACGGUCAGCUUCUGGCUAUCAUGAAUUAUAGGGUUGAGGGUAGCAAUAUGCCGCGCGUGAAUUCCGCUAGUGGCAUCUUCGUUCAGCAAGGAUAUCCGAUUCGACCCGAAUUCCGCGCGAUCAGCGAAAAUGCGUACAAUAGCGAAGUGAUAAAUUUAGAUUUUCGAACAAAAGGCAGAGAAGCGCGAGACACAAUAAACGCUUGGGUGAAAAAACGAACAAUGGACAAAAUUGAUACUAUAUUGAACGAACCGCCAGAUCCGUUGACCACCGUGAUUCUUUUAUCGGCGCUCUAUUUUAAAGGAGAAUGGAAUCAGCAUUUCUUAGGAGCUAUGACAAAAAGGAAACCAUUCUUCAUCGAGCCGAAUGACACGGUCGAAAUAGAUAUGAUGUACAACGGUGGUAAUUUUCCAUUUUACGAAGACAAAUCGUUGGACGUUAAAAUAUUGGGUUUGCCCUACAAAGGCUUAGAGAUGUCUAUGUAUGUACUUUUGCCGAAAGCCGAAGGAGCCGCCGCAUUGAAGAGCUUCCAGGACCAACUAACGGCCGAGAUUAUUGAAAAUCUAAUCAACAAUACGAAAAACGAGACUUGCCUCAUCGGUUUUCCUCGUAUGAAAAUCUCGAGCAAAUUGAAUUUGAACAAUGCACUUCACAAUCUAGGCCUAUAUUCAUUGUUCGAUCCGAAAACUGCGGAUUUCAGCCUUUUGUCCAACGGAUUCGGUCAAGCACCAGAAGCACCGAUUCUGCCGAUUCCGCAAGCACAGGUUGCACCGAUUUCGCAAGGACAGGCUGCACCGAUUCCGCAAGGACAGGCUGCACCAAUUCCGCAAGGACAGGCUGUACCAAUUCCGCAAGGACAGGCUGCGUCGGUUCCACGACCACUUCCUGUGUCGAUUCCGCAAGCGUCACCGCGGCAAAUUCCUUCCUCGCUAUUGCCGAGCACAAAGACCGACGAGUUCUUGAUUUUCUCACGACUCGGAAAUAACAAUAAUCAGGGCGCGAGAAGGAAUUACUUUACGUUCAAUGAUAAAAGACACGGCGUCAGCGUAGAACAGUGGGACACAGGUUUCACUAUCCGCAGCCUCAGCAGAAGACGUCGUGACGCUCUGCAGAGCGGAAGACGACGUAACGACACGAAGUCAUCGCGUGGGACGUACGUCGUGGAGAAUCAAGGCCCUGAGGAAAUCGCGUCAAAGUUAGACGACGCGAAUACGAAAUACGUGAGCUUGGAGGAGAACAAGUAUCGCUUCCGGAAUGCCGAGAGGAAUACGAAGAGCAGAAGUAGACGGCAGAGCCGACCCAUAGACGAGAACUUCUUGAGAUUCAUACGGACGCAAAAUUUCCCCUUUUACGGCUUGGACAAUCUGCGAAACGGUGGGAAUCUCGCGAAUCCGGGCCUGUACGCCAACGACGUGCUGCACAAAGUGGAGAUGGACGUGACGGAGAAGGGGACGGAGGCCGCGGCCACGACCGCGGUGCUUUUGCGCCGAGAUGGCAAUCAGAAGAAGCUGGUCGCCAACCGGCCUUUCAUGUUUUUCAUCAGGCACGACCCCACGAAGCUCAUCCUCUUCUGGGGAACGAUAAAUGUGCCGACUCCAAACUACGCAGUCGUCAGAUGAAAUGCGCUAUGUAGGUUUCUCGUAUAGAUAUACCGGAGUUCGGCUUUCCUCGAAUAUAAUUCCUACUUAUUUUUUAUAUAUUUAUAUAUUUGUCUCUUGAUUCGAACAAAUGCGACUAUUUUUUACGUCUUUUUUUAUGUGUAUAAUAUUUUGCACUGCUGUAACACGAUUUCCGCGCAUAUCGCGGUCACAACGAGUAUAUAUAUAUAUUGCGUAUGCUCGUUUUAUUACCUAUUAUUUUAUCUUAUGUUCGUCAUAACGCGUGUGCCUAUUAUCGCGUCGUAUGCCUAUGUCGUAAGUUAAAACGAUGUUAUAAUCGUAUUCUCUCUCUUUACGUAUAAAUAAACAUGAUCAUAUUGUUACUUUUUGAUAACGAUUUGAUAACAAUGAUCGAAACGCAAGGAGAUAAAUAAGAAAUUAAUGAUGAUAACUUGAAAUUUACAGAAUUACGAAUAAAUCUCUUUAAUGCAAUUACGAUGACGCUCCGAUUAAUUUAAAACUGGUAAUAGUAAGUUUUGAGCUUUAUCUUGUACUCCGAAUCUCAUAGUUCAGCUUGCUUUUAUAGUAAUAAUUAUAAUGUUCCUUCAACUUUUGGAAAAUAGAUAUGUGAAAUCGAUAAAAACUGUUUAUUUUUCAUGGUUUUGUGUCAUAUUAAUCUGAACGCUUGUGUGUGAAAAUAAAAACGAUAAUUGUGAUUUAA